Molecule: messenger RNA, 3920 nt
Organism: Mollisia scopiformis
Lineage: Eukaryota; Fungi; Ascomycota; Leotiomycetes; Helotiales; Mollisiaceae
Exons: 2
Coding region: 308-3544 (1078 amino acids)
Source: RefSeq, a predicted model, not a curated record
GUAAGUGAGAGCUGAUCGAGACCCAUAGUGAAAUGCGUCUUCGAAAGCAAUCUUUCCAGGCCAGCAGCCUUGUUCCUUGUUUCUCCCCUUCUGGUGCCCUUCUCCAGAGUUUCACGAACGAAAAGUUUUCUGCUCCUACCGCUUCGUAUAUCUUAUUUUGGGAUCAUGGUGUUCUGAGUAUUGCUUUGCGUAUUUAUUCUUGCCGCGCAGAUCCCUCAUCCUGAUAUAUGACGACACGCUCGCCGGAUCGAGUCUUUCCUACAGUAGCACUUCGAGCUCACCUGCAAGUAUAGACUUAUAACGACUUAUGAUGGCAGUACUUGAGCUGGAGCCGGAGCAACUUGGAAGGUUCGUGGCACUGGAAGGCGAUUCAGAGACCAUCGCUACGCAAUUGAGACUCCUACCACCCUCCCAGAAGAUCUUGAUUGUGCCCGCCUUACCAGACGCUUUCUCGCAGAAUUCGGAUAAAGAUUCUUUCAACCCCAGCACGUUCAUUCGCAACGUUCAUACAGCUUUCACGGAAAGAAGCGAAGCAGCACGGGCGUUCCUCCGAAAAUCGACGAGUACCCAGCCGAGACUUGUUCUCCAAAAUGGAGGAAGUGUCAGUGCACGCGCAACAUGCAUCUCAAAAAUCGCAAAUCUGACAGAGGGAGAUAUCGGGCGAGCCGAGACAAUUUUCAACGAGAUUGUGAAGGAUGGGUUGGCCGGGUUGAUGAAACUGGAUGUUGGGAGUGAAGACGACAAAGCAAUGCUAGUGGCCCAGGAAAGCAAUGAAGUUCAAGUCCAAGAUGGGAUGGAAGAUCCAAGUGUUAGAGCGAUGAAGGCAGCCGAUUCCCUCGAACGAGAAACAGAAGCACUACAGCCAAAUUCUGCGCAUGAAGGUACUCCUGGACUCGAAACCACCGUUGACAGCCAUGCAAUGGGUGCCUCACACAGUACCUUGAAUGGAUCGGUGCCUUUGAAGUCGUCUGAUGCCAGCGAAGUGCCCCAAAAAGUGGUAGGCAUAGACAAGAAUGGCAACAACAUUGUCAGAACCGUCUUGACAGUGCCGAGCCGGAGCCGAAGGUUUACUGUCGAAGAGAAACGGACAACUUUCGGAACUCAAUUUACCAUCAGCACACCUGCGACCGCAUCAACCAUAGGACCGACCAAGUCAGAGGAGACCGAGGAAGAUGACGAAGACUUGGACUUCGCUUCUCCUGAGGAAGAGUCUAUGUUUUCAGCUCCAGCUACCCCAGCUGUGUAUAAGGAAGCAUUUCUAGUAGAUGUGCAGUCCAGUCCUCCAACGAAGACAGUCCGGAAAGCACAGUCUAUUGACAUGUUCUACUCGAGGAAUUCGAAGCUUUUGCAUCCUUCUUCCGGUCCAAUGCAACUUAAGCACACGGCAUCAGAUUACCAUCUAAGGCGGCCAGCAAUUCCUGAAAGACGCUCUGACAACUAUCAAACUCUCCCACGGACGACUUUUAUGAAGGCAUCUCAGACCACAAUCAGGAAAUCUCCGACAUUGAGCGCUUCUGCGAAAUCCAACUCCUCCUCAACCGAAGCUGUUCCUCCUCGUGUUUAUGUCGAUCGAGGUGAAGAUGCGUUUCAGGUUAGCAAAGAGUCGAUGGAGCCUUUUGUACCCGUCUUCCCCGUGGUAGAAGAUUUGAUCAUACAUCUAGUCGACGAUAAUGCCAAUCAAAUUCUGGAGUCCGUCAUAAGUUCUUACAAGGAUGGCACUUAUCCAGCCCUGCCACCAACUACUUCGUCACCACUUCCGGAAGAAGGAGAAGAUCAAGAAGCCCCGAUAAGUGCUGUUCAAAGUAAGAAGGAAGACAAGGCGCUCCGACCAGAAUCUUGUCUUACUGCUGAGACCGAUGAUAUGGGAUAUGAAAGACGGCAUGACUAUGAUCCCUACAACGACAGCUAUCCCCCGGAUAUCAAGCGACAAUGGCCACCAAUGCAGAACAAUGCACGAGUCAGCAGCUUAGACUCAAGCGUCGGGCCUCCCACACCCACACUAACACCGCCAGUUGUGCCAGAAGUCAAUGAUAUUGCCCAGAAAUUCGUCGACUUCACACCGACGAAUCCCAAUAAUGCUAUUAAUGUUCAAAACUCCUUACGACAGCUCCUUAUCCUCCAUUUGCCAGCUGGAGAAAACGGAUACAGUCAACAUUAUUAUCCCGUGACACCCGAGGCGGAGAGGCUCUGGAAGCCGGUGUUUAGAAACGAUCAAAACACCAGCAUUGGGAAUGAUGGCAGGAAUGUCGACCAAAUCAUCGCUUUGGGUUGUGAGGAUGGAGUUAAGAAGGAUUUCUUCUUUCAGAUGUCUGGUCAGGUUGAAAGGCUUGGCUCCAAGAGAGACGGUGUCAACAGAAGUGGAAGACUUGAUAUCAGAUACUUGAUUGCGAACAUAAUGCAACACUCCUCUGGCUUUUCGACGCAGAGCUCUGUCAACCCACUAUCAAAUCCACACAUCCUCGCGGCGCUUCUCGUCCCUCAAAUUGAAGCUUACUUGGCUAUAAAUACCAGCACGAGGCUUCUAGUCCUCCAGUACCCAGCAAGCCAUCUUCCCACAGUUUUUGCACUGCGAAAACUUCUAGGCUCGGACCUCUUCAAGAUCGCAGGCAUCCUCGAUUCUCUUGCUUCAGAUCCUCCUCCUAUGUCCCGUCCUCGAACACCAAAUCCUCUUUCUAAUGAAGCCAUCAGCCAACGCGCAGCAAAUCAUUCUCGCCUCAACUCACUCCAAAGAACCCGUAUCGAUAGUACACGGGCAGACUCUAUUACCACUUUGCAACGCCAAACUUCCUCCGCAGGCUCCGUUCGCUCCUCACUUACCAAAAGCUUGACAUCUGCCUCUUUCGCAAAGGCAGAUUACCUGCUUCCGAGCACUGCUACAGAUUCAGAAAUCACUACCUUCCUCUCCAGUAUCUGGAAAGCGUUGAUGGAGAAGUCAGUCUUCUACACCCCAGAGCCAGAACCAAAACCCAUCAUCAUUGAGAGACCACCAAUGCCACCUCCACCGACCCCCACAGGAUCAUCGAGGGAUAUUAGACGGGAUCGAAUGGAACGAGAGCGCGAAAGGCACAGAGAACGAGACCUCGACAGAGACGCAGACCGGGACUCGAACUAUGCUCCAUCAUCCCGCACCACCGUUACAGCUUCACAAUCCAAGAUCUCCCGCCUCACAGGCGGUUCAGCAACCGGACCCUCCGGACCCCGCUCAACGUACUCUCCAUCCGUAAUCUCCACCUCGACGGCUCGUCCUUCGACCCGUCACCGCGAGCGAGACCGCGAUACGGACUACGAUCCAUCGAUCGCUUCUACGAGACAUAAAUACGCGGCAAGUAUAGCCAGCACCAAAACCACCGCUAGCGAAAAAGAGAGGAGGAGAGAUAAAGAGUGGGAGAAUUUCUACAUAGGCGACGAGGAUAGCGAGGAUGAUGCUUAUGAUCGAAUGAUCAUGGGUAGAGCUGGGCAGAGAAUCGUUCCGGAGCCCGAAGUGAAGGUUGUCACGCAGAAGAGGGAUAAGAGAAAGGCGUUAAAAUGGUUAGGAUUGGCGUAAUUCGAGCGUUGACUGCUACUUACUACGACCCUGUAUUCCCUUUGUUUGUUCUUUGGUGGGUAAAAUUAAAGCGCUGUUUGUUUACACCACUUGUAGCAUAGCAGUCGAUUUCCUUCCUUGUGUUGGUUGGAUUGGUUGGGAUAAUAUUGUAGUUCUAUGUACUCCUCUGGUUAGGUGGCGUUUUUGUUUGUGGUUGAGAGACGGAGUAAGCUAAUACCACAUUUUGAAUCAAUCAUUUAUGGUAUCGCUGUGAAAGGUUACAAUAACUUUUAAAUGUCUGUCCCACGCAAUUGAUGUCUUGUACAAUUAUGAUCGCUUAGAAUGUCUGAGAUCAGAACAAGUAUUUUGCUUCGGCUAUGUCCUAAGACUGCCUCGG